This is a messenger RNA of Ruditapes philippinarum (Manila clam), 749 nucleotides long. RefSeq names its product U3 small nucleolar RNA-associated protein 6 homolog. Lineage: Eukaryota; Metazoa; Mollusca; Bivalvia; Venerida; Veneridae. The record is from RefSeq and is a predicted model, not a curated record. Gene Ontology annotation, biological process: maturation of SSU-rRNA from tricistronic rRNA transcript (SSU-rRNA, 5.8S rRNA, LSU-rRNA). Gene Ontology annotation, molecular function: snoRNA binding; protein binding. Gene Ontology annotation, cellular component: Pwp2p-containing subcomplex of 90S preribosome; small-subunit processome.
AUGAGAUAUGGAGUUUAUAUAUCACAGCAUGCCUGGACCUAUUGAAGAAGAAUGCCAAAAAUUCCAUCAAGAAACAGAGGUUACAGAGAACUCUUCUUGUGUUUGAGGGAGCAAGAGAUGCUGGCCAUCUAGAAGCAAGCCUGUAUCUGAAAUGGAUUGAUGUGCUGUGUGACACUGGCAGUCCAGAUAAAGCUAUAGAUGUGUCUAAAGAAGCUGUUGAGGCACAUCCUAAGUCAUGUGACCUCUGGUACAAAUGUCUUUCGCUGAUGAUAAUGGGAAAUGAGGCCCUGGACAAGGUCCAAGAAGUCCUGAAACAAGCACAAAAUCUUCUUAAACAGAAGGAAACAUGGCCCCUGAUUCAACUAGUCCUGGAGUACUCUAUCAACAUAGAUGCUGCUGAUACCACUGUCAGGCUGCUAGAGAAAUCAAUGAUUGAUAGGUCAGAAGUGAGCACACCAGCCAAGAAUCUCUACCUGGAGUAUGAAUACCUCAAACAUGGAAUUGACCAAGCCAGAAAAAUAUACAAUAGGAUACAGCAGUUUAAACCAGUCUCAGCAGAUUUUUACAAGUCAUAUAUCAGUAUGGAAUUGGCACAGUCUAAACCCAAGAUGAAAAUUAUACGCUCAGUCUAUGAGGAGGCUGUGAGAGAACACGGUACCAAUGAGCCAGGUAAUUGUUGUAUCUCGAGACAAUGUGCUAUGGACCUGAAGAACUCUGAUUGGCCCAAAAUGUACAAUGAAAAAGACUAG